CGUCAUCUGGUCUGAUAAAUGAUAAUCUACUUCUUGUUCCUGUCCUCUUCUGCCUUUCCCAAUUGCCAGACAAAACAAAACGAAGCCCACCUUCUCUCUCUCUAGAUGUAAGUCGCUUUCGCUUUCGCUUUCGCUUUCGUUCCGCAUGCUUCAAUGGCCGAAGCCAAAGACGAGCAAGAGAAGAGGAGAAGGAAAGGGAAGAGCCUACUUGAAGAGUCUGAACUGAUUGGGUCUUCUUAUUCUUCCGAUGAAGGAGAGGAUGGGGUUGGAAGGAAGGGCAAGAAGUGGAAGCGAGAGUCGGCGAUUUCGAGUGUUCUGAGGGAAGUGGAUGCUCCGCCUCUGCUUCGGGACCCUCUGGCGGCGGUGGGGUUCGACAUCAUGACGAUGAUUCUCGCCCGCCUGGACGCACGCAGCGCGGCACGAUCACUCCUUGUUUCGCGCGGGUGGCACGGCGUUGCUUCCAGCGACAGGUUAUGGACUAGCAAGUGUGAAGAAUUAUGGCUUGGUAAAGCACACAUACCUCAUUCAUCUCAAGUCCGUGGGUUGUCAAAAUUAGCCGCUUACUCAUUAUCAGUAAUGGAUGGUAAAAGGAUGCGCAUCAUGAAAGAAGAUCUGUGGGAUCAUGCUUGGGAGUUUCACUUCAAUGAGAGCAACCGAUUCCUGAAUGAGUUCAUCUUUGUACCCUCAAUGGCGGCCCCAGAAUACUGGCGAAAUCUUGAUCCUUAUUGGAAAGGAACCGGCCCUCCCAUGCACCGCUACUUCCACCCAGAUGGCAGCCAAACCGCGGAUCCUGGCGAUGAGGUAUGGGGUGGUCACGAGUCCUGUUACUCCAUUGUGACUAGUUUUGAAGGCCAGGGAAAGAUCAGGGAACACUAUGUUAGGAUUAACCGUUGGCCCCGUAUGCAUGUGUCGAGGAAACCAGAUUGGAGCUGGGAAAUGUCGAAUAACUUGUACUGCUACGUCAGUGUUCCUGACGCUUACAAGAAAGGUGGAACCGGCCCGCUGUUCCCUUUUCCCUAAUUUCCUCUGCCAGUGGGUUCUGAUCUUUGGCAAGCAAAUGGAAAAUGUGUAGAAGAACGUAUGUUUUUGUGAAUACUUGGCGUCAUGUUCUUAUUAUAUGGUGGUGGUGUUAUGAUAUGGUAUUUUGUUUUAUAUCUUGUUCCUGGUGACCAGGAGAGUUGGUUCAUGUUACUAUCAAGUCAAAGAAUGCCUAAAUUAUAAGCAGAUGUAUUUACAUUUACAUGGUUCAUUUUCAUACGUAAUUUUGUUCUUCUUCC
Molecule: messenger RNA, 1277 nt
Organism: Diospyros lotus (date-plum)
Lineage: Eukaryota; Viridiplantae; Streptophyta; Magnoliopsida; Ericales; Ebenaceae
Exons: 5
Coding region: 154-1020 (288 amino acids)
Molecular function (GO): protein binding
Source: RefSeq, a predicted model, not a curated record